GGGUUUUAUUACGUUCAACAUACUACGACUUUUAUGGAACAUCCAUGUAUAAACUUUCGUGACAUUGGCAUUACUACUUGGUUGACAAAACAGCUCGAAGAAUUGAAUUUAAGACAUCCUACGCCUGUACAAACAAAUUGUAUUCCUAAAAUUCUUGAGGGCUCUGAUGUACUCGGCUGUGCUAAAACUGGUACUGGAAAGACUCUGGCUUUUGUUUUGCCAAUAUUGCAACAGCUUUCUUCUGAUCCUUUUGGCAUUUUUGCAUUAAUUCUUACACCCACAAGGGAACUAGCUUUUCAAAUCGGUGACCAAUUUAAUGCUUUGGGUAGGCAGUUGAAUUUGAAAUGCAGCAUAAUAGUUGGCGGACGGCAUCAAAUGGCUCAAGCACAGGAAUUAGUACGCAGACCACACAUUGUUAUAGCAACGCCAGGUCGUCUUGCUGAUCAUUUACAAAGUGACCAGCUUGGAAUUGCGCGCCUUUUGAGCACUAUCCGUUUUCUUGUCUUGGAUGAGGCAGAUCGACUUUUAGAUCCAGCUUAUGCGCUUCAGCUUUCCAUUCGGAAGCCAUAUUUUUUUGAGGAGAAGGACCAGAUACAAACAGUAAAAGGAUUGGAGCAGCGUUUUGUUCUUUGUCCACGCACAUUCAUUGAUGCUUAUUUAGUCUACAUAGUCAAAGAGUUUUACACAAGCCGAGAGUCGUCUUCUAUCUUAGUAUUUGUCAAAACAUGUCGUGAGUGUCAAACUCUUGCUCUUAUGUUUAAGAAGCUUGGAUUCGAGGUCGGUUCUCUGCAUUCGGAAGUUCUGCAAAGCCUUAGAAUGUCAUCUCUAGCUCGUUUUAGAUCUGGUCGAAUUCGUAUUAUGAUUUGUACGGAUGUGGCAGCAAGGGGUUUGGACAUUCCUCAUGUCGACUUGGUAGUAAACCAUAAUGUGCCUCGUUGUCCCAAAAGUUAUUUGCAUAGAGUGGGGCGUUCAGCACGAGCUGGCCGUUUCGGAGCUGCCGUGACAUUUGUUACACAACAUGAUGUGCUUCUUUUGCGGUCGAUAGAGCAAGUUAUUGGGGAAAAAAUGGAACAAAUAGAAGUGCCACAUCAUGAAGUAACUCUUUAUGCAGCUAAAGUUUUGGCCACAAAACGAGAAGCAGAAAUUCGUUUGGAAAAUCAAGACAACAAUAGUGAUGAACGGAAAGAGAAUUGGCGCAGGAAAGAGUUGAUUUUGCAAGGAAUGAAUGAUAAAUUAAUUGAAAAAGAGAUUAGCCGUUGGAAGGAUAAUCGAAAAUCAAAGCCAAUAUUAAUAAGAAGAAAAAAACAGAAAAAGAAAUUGAAUAAAUGA
Molecule: messenger RNA, 1329 nt
Organism: Meloidogyne enterolobii
Lineage: Eukaryota; Metazoa; Nematoda; Chromadorea; Rhabditida; Meloidogynidae
Source: the annotation of a GenBank genome assembly